GCGCACUUGCCGUGAAUGUUUUCUUCUGCUGCGAAUUUUUCUCACAGCAUUUCCACGAUUUUCCCCCUGUUUUACCCCGCGUGACCCGGUGGAAGUGCGUGAAAAGUGCACCGGAGACCGCCUUGAGGCAAUAGCGAGUGCUUUCGUGGGCAGUUGGGCCGGAGUGAGUGGAAAACAGUGCUGAGAACUCUUCCAGUGACACUGCGUGGCUUUUCAAUGAGCAGGUAACCAUCGGUGAAGCGAAGAUGACGGACAUUGUGUAUCCACAAGGCUGUAAACCCGUGACGGAUGACCUGGGCCCAGAUGAGCUUAUACGGCGCCUCAAGGCGCUCUCGCACACCCUCCAGACGAUGGGCCAGGACGAGGGACUCUACCAGCAGUACAUUCCGCUGGCGCUACACCUGGCGGACGAGGCGUUCCUCUGCCACAGCUCUCGCGACGUACAGCUGCUGAUCGCCUGUUGCAUCGCAGACGUGCUGCGCGUGUACGCGCCGGAGGCGCCCUACAAGGACCAGGAACAGGUGAAGGGCAUCUUCCUGUUCCUCAUACGCCAGCUGAAUGGGCUGAAGGACCCCAAGGACCCCGCCUUCAAGAGAUACUUCUACCUGCUCGAGAAUCUCGCCUACGUCAAGUCCUUCAACAUGUGCUUCGAGUUGGAGGACUCGCAGGAGAUCUUCUGUGCCCUGUUCCAGCUCAUGUUCAAGAUUGUCAAUGACGAGCACAGCGGCAAGGUGAAGUCCUUCAUGCUGGACGUCCUGUGUCCUCUCAUCACGGAGUCUGACAACGUGUCUAAUCAAUUGCUGGACAUCAUUCUGUCGAAUAUCGUGGAGCCGCAGAAGACGGCCAAGAAGAAUGCGUACUACAUUGCCAAAGAGCUGAUUGUCAAGACGGCGGACACGCUGAAGCAGUACAUCCAGGCGUUCUUCAACCAGGUGCUGGUGCUGGACAAGGUGGACAAGAGCUUCACCAUCACGUCCAAAGUAUACGACCUGAUCUACGAGCUGAAUAUCAUUGCACCGCCGUGUCUGCUGUCCGUGCUGCCGCAGCUGGAGUGCAAGCUGAAGUCCAGCAAGGAGAGUGAGCGCGUGAAGGCCGUGGCGCUGCUGGCCAGGAUGUUCUCCGAGAAGGACUCCGGCCUGGCGAAGCAGUAUACGCCGCUGUGGCGCACAUUCCUCGGCCGCUUCUACGACAUCGCCGUGCCGAUACGGAUCAAGUGUGUGCAGAGCACGAUGCACUUCCUGCUCAAUCAUCCGCACCUGCGCAAGGAUGUCAUCGAGACGCUGAAAGUGCGCCAGCACGACUCCGACGAGACGGUGCGCUACGAGGUGGUGAUGGCGAUCGUGGAGACGGCCAAGAGGGACUUCCAGAUUGUGUCCGAGUCGGAGGACUUGCUGGACUUCGUGAAGGAGCGCACGCUGGACAAGAAGUUCAAGAUACGCAAGGAGGCGAUGAACGGCCUGGCGAUGAUCUACAAGAAGUACUUAAGUGACAGCAACGUGCCGGACGCCACCAAGAAGGCGGUGAACUGGAUUAAGGACAAGAUUCUGCACGGUUACUACAUGACGGGCAUCGAGGACCGACUGCUGGUGGAGCGACUGCUCAUCACGUGCCUGGUGCCGUACCAGCUGCCCGCCGAUGACCGGAUGCGCAAGCUGUACCAGCUGCUGGGCACGAUUGAUGACAACGCCACGAAGGCGUUCAUUGAGCUGCAGAAGAACCAGCUGAAGGUGCGCAAGACGGUGUCGGAGUGGAUCAAGCUGCACAGAGUGAAGGUGGUGACGCCGCAGGUGCAGAAGGAGAUGAAUGCCAAGUGCACGCACAUCUCCAAACAGCUGCCGGACCCGGUGAAGGCACAGGAAUUCCUCACCAAGUUUUCCGCACACAUGCGGAGUGACGUGCAGCUGGUGCGCGAGAUGGACACGAUCCUGAAGCGCGAUGUGUCAUGCAAGGAGUGCGCCGACACCAUGGCCACGGUGCUGAAGAAGCUGGGCCAGCCCAUCAUGACGAAUCUGUACUACAACACCAUCAAGAUGCUGCUGGAGCGCAUCGCGUCCGUGAUGGUGGACAAGGCGAGCAUUGAGGUGCUGGUGGGGCUGAUUGAGGACUGCAUGCAUGGCGGCGAGGAGGUGUGCAAGGAGGUCGGCCUGCCGGCGGAGUCGGCCGGCGAACGCGGCCUGAAACUGCUCAGCGUGCUGGCGUACGUCUUCUCGGCGCACUUCCAGCACACCACAAUUCUCACGCACAUGAUCUCGCUGCUCGGCUCAGAGCACGAGUACGCGGCGCCGUACAUUCUCAAGGCCUUCACGUACUUGGGGCGCUACAAGCCGCUGGUGGACUCCCAUCCCGCCAUGCUGCACCGCAUGACGCCCGUGUGCAAGGAGCUGGCCAUCUCGGGCACGCCCAAGCAGGCCAAGCACGCCAUCCGCUGCAUGUACGUGAACAUGACGCCCAGCGUGGCCGCGGAGGCACAGGGCGCCGACUCGGGUGACGUGUUCGCGGAGAUUGUGGAGACGCUGAAGGUGAAUCUGAGCCCGGAGCAGGCCAAGUACCGCACGGCGAUCGUGUGUCUCGGACACAUUGCGUACAACAUCCCGGAUCGCUUCCACGUGCCGAUCAAGAACAUCAUCUCGCGGAAGAUUGUGAAGGAGCUGCUGGUGAAGGAUGUGCCGGAGGAUAGGAAGGGCAUCCCGGGCAGCGAGUGGUGUGCGGAGGAGGAGUUGCCCGAGGAGACGCGCUGCAAGGUGGAGGGCCUAAAGACGAUGGCGCGCUGGCUGCUGGGCCUGAAGAAGGACGUGAUGUCGGCGCAGAAGACGUUCCGCAUGCUGCACGCGUUCAUCAAGCAGAAGGGCGAUCUGCUGGAGCAGGGCCGACUGUCGGCGGCGGAGAUGUCGUGGCUGCGAUUGAGCGCCGGCACGGCCAUGCUCAAGAUUUGCGAGCAGAAGGGCGUCGGUGACCAGUUCACGGCCGAGCAAUUCUACAAUCUGUCGCAGCUGAUGGUGGAUCCCGUGCCGGAGGUGCGCGAGGCGUUCACGCGGAAGCUGCACAAGGGGCUGAACAAGGGCAUUCCGCACAAGUGUCUGCCACUGGACUUCAUGGGCUACUACGUCCUGGGCGGCCGCGAGGCGGACAGAAGGCUGAGCCACCAGAUCAAGACGAACAUCGAGACGGACGUGAGUCGACGAAGAGAGUACGUGAAGUCCUUCGCGACGGUGGAGCGCGCAAUGUCUCAGCUUCCGCACAUCCUGCCCGACUACAUGCUGGUGUUUGCCGUGCCCGUGCUCACGCACGACCCGAACUUCACGCAGUUCGAUGAUCCGGCGCAGCUGAAGCAGGUGGAGAAGUGUCUGUGGCUGAUCCUGGAGCCGCUCAUCACCAACAAGGAGUUCUUCUGCUUCGGCUUCUACAAGAACCUCGUGGACAGGAUGAAGCAGCACAAGGAUGCACUGAAGAAGGAGGACGAUGAGACGAAUUUCAAAAUGUGGGCGAUCUGUGACAUUGCGAUGCACCUGAUCUACACCAAGUGCAUCAAUUACGACACGAGGGACUUUCCGCUGGAGGCCAGGAUACCGUCGAUGUACUUCCAGGCGCAGCCCGAGGACUUCAGGAACACGCGCAUCUACCUUCCAGCCGAUCUCUAUCUGCCGCAGAGCGUCAACGCGCGCAAGCACAUGCUGACUGACCGCAAAGUGACGGCGAACAACAAGGCGCACGACACCGCGGACGUGGAGAACGAGGCCGAGAACAACUGCGAGGAGCACCAGCUGUCGCUGGACAUGAAGGAGCCGCCGGCGAAGCGGAUGCUGCUCGGCGAGUGAGGCGCGCGCGCGUGACGAGAUAUCAAAGAGAUAAAUGACGUUAACUUUUUAUUAAUUUAUGUAAUAAGUAGGAAAGAUAUUUAAUAAGUUGAUAUAAUGAGAUAAGAGUUAAUUCGUAAGGUGAGAAAAGAUGAAAAUAUUCAGUUUAAGUUUUUUUUUUUCUUUCUUCACGUGAAAAAAAAUCCGUUAAUUUCAUGCGAAUUCCUUUCUUUCAUUUUGCUAGAACUUUAGUUUUUAUUCGAUUGGAGAAUUCAUUGAAGCGCGAUGGAGAGGAUUUAGUCGGAGAGUAUAAGAAAUAAAUUUCAUAUUUGUCUUUAUUCUUCAUCCGGCGUUUGUUCGAUACUCUCCUCUUCCUCAGUUGGCUA
Molecule: messenger RNA, 4180 nt
Organism: Phlebotomus argentipes
Lineage: Eukaryota; Metazoa; Arthropoda; Insecta; Diptera; Psychodidae
Gene: pds5
Product: sister chromatid cohesion protein PDS5 homolog B-B
Exons: 6
Coding region: 246-3815 (1189 amino acids)
Biological process (GO): DNA repair; mitotic sister chromatid cohesion
Cellular component (GO): nucleus; chromatin
Source: RefSeq, a predicted model, not a curated record